Poecilia latipinna (sailfin molly) is the source of this 763-nucleotide messenger RNA. It is a transcript of the gene slc25a11, whose product is annotated as solute carrier family 25 member 11. The transcript has 7 exons. The record is from RefSeq and is a predicted model, not a curated record. Lineage: Eukaryota; Metazoa; Chordata; Actinopteri; Cyprinodontiformes; Poeciliidae. Bases 142 to 753 code for a protein of 203 amino acids.
UGUUUCGGAUAGUUCGCGUGUUGCGGCUCCAGCAGAGUCACCUUGCUUCGGCCGCUGCUGCUGUUGUGGGGAUAGAGCAGAGGAACCGACCGGGCCAGAGGCGUCAGGAAGGCAGCUGGCCACCGACCGAACCGGGUCGACAUGGCGGAGACAAAGCCGAAGACCUCUCCGAAGGCCAUAAAGUUCCUGUUCGGAGGUCUGGCCGGCAUGGGGGCCACCGUGUUCGUCCAGCCGCUGGACCUGGUGAAGAACCGGAUGCAGCUGAGCGGCCAGGGCACCAAGGCCCGCGAGUACAAGACCAGCUUCCACGCUCUGUUCUCCAUCCUGAAGAACGAAGGACUGGGAGGCAUCUACACCGGCCUGUCAGCAGGGCUCCUCCGCCAGGCCACCUACACCACCACCCGCCUGGGGAUCUACACCAUCCUGUUUGAGAAGAUGACAGGAGCCGACGGACGGCCGCCCAACUUCCUGCUGAAGGCUCUGAUCGGGAUGACGGCCGGCGCCACCGGAGCGUUUGUGGGGACGCCGGCGGAGGUUGCUCUGAUCAGGAUGACGGCUGAUGGGCGACUUCCUGCUGACCAGAGGAGAGGGUACACCAACGUGUUCAACGCUCUGGCUCGCAUCACCAGAGAGGAGGGGCUGACCACGCUGUGGAGGGGCUGUGUUCCCACCAUGGCCCGGGCAGUGGUGGUCAACGCCGCUCAGCUGGCCUCCUACUCCCAGUCCAAACAGGCGCUGCUGGACUCAGGUUAGCUUCGGAAAG